AUGGGUGACUUCAAUACUAUCCUGACUAGUGAAAAUAGGAUUAAUGGUAACCCUGUCCAAGAGAUUGAGAUAAGGGAUUUCAAGAAUUUCCUAAUGGAUGCAGGAUUAGAUGAGCUGAAAACUGUGGGAAGGCAAUACAUAUGGUCUAAUAUCCAUGUCCAUAGUAGGAUUGGUGGAAUCCUGGCAAAUGCAGAAUGGAUACAACAAUGGUCUCACAUGGAGGGAAUCGUUAUGAAUCCAGGUUUUUCUGAUCAUUGUCCUCUCAGUUUGGGGUUUGACAUCACUAACCAAGCAGGCAUGAGACCUUUCAAAUUUCUCAUAUGCUUCGCAAGCCUAAGUGAGUUUGAUGCAACUGUAAAGCAAAUCUGGAGGAGCAGCAAAAGAGGAUCUGCCAUGCUAUCUAUGUGGAACAAGCUCAAAACACUGAAAGGGGCCCUGAAAGAACUGAACAAACAAGAGUUUAGUGGAAUAGAGAGCAAGAUACAAGCAACAAAAGGGAGGUUAAAAUGUAUAAAAGACCAAAUGAAUAUCCCAGGUCAAGAUGCUGAGAGAGUAGCCCUUGAAAAAGCUACAAAGUUAGAAUUGGAGAAAUGGUUGAUGGUUGAGGAAAAUGUUCUGAAAUAA
This is a messenger RNA of Nicotiana tabacum (common tobacco), 624 nucleotides long. NCBI's taxonomy places the organism in Eukaryota, Viridiplantae, Streptophyta, Magnoliopsida, Solanales, Solanaceae. The record is from RefSeq and is a predicted model, not a curated record.